AAGACAUGGGUAAAUCACAGGUUUGUUCAACUGAGGAUGCUGUUCAUGCACUGCUUGAUUACUUGGUUGAACCUCUGCUACCACCAGCUGAAUCUACAAAGCAAAGGACUCCAUCAGAAUCUCAACAGCUGUUAGUUGCAAAACAGAUGCGUGCUGUUGUGUUGCUAUACAAUUACUACCACCGAAAAAGGCAUCUACAGCUUGAGCAUUUAGGUUUUGAGCAGUUUUGCAAAUUGGCUGUAGUUUUGAAGCCAAAUUUGAUGGCACAUAUGAAUCUCAUGAAAAGUUACAACGAUACUGAAUUAAGUACCCUGAAUAAGCAGCUUUCACCAGUGGAGAAAGAAAUCAUGGAAGCGUGUGACAUAUCUAUGUGUCUAGAUGCAUUGACAGAUGUUCCAAUGAUGAAAGAAUGGCCAAUUUCAAAAGUUUCUGUUCUUUUAGUUGAUUCAAGGAAGGAGAAUUGCUUCAUGAAGUUUGGUAGCAUUACUAAGGGUGUAUGGUCAAUAAUUGAAAAAGAUGUGAAUUUGUCUAGUCACUCUCCAGAAGGUAACUUGGAGGCAACGCAUACAAACAAAAGAAAAAGAGUUACUAAGAGACCUUUGACAGAUCAAGUGGGUGAUGAUAAAAUUGGCUUCCAAAAAGUUGCGUUCUUAGCAGUUAAGGAAACAACAGGCAUUAGUCAGAGUGAUCUUACCAUCAUGGAGAGCCACAUUGUAUAUUCUAUGAGUAAAGAGAAGACGGCAACUUGCUUUUAUAUAAUGCAGUGCACCCAACCGAGCUUCAAUCAUGUUAUUGAAAUGCCAAUCCUUGAUGCUAUUGAUAGACUGCAGGGUCCUUUGAUCAGAAAGAGUUCUAACCAAUGGAUUACUACUUCAGUUGUUGAAUAUUUCCAUGUGCUACCUUAUGCGCAGGUGAUCAGAGAAUGUUUCUUAAGGAAAGCAUUUGCUGACAAUCUACAAGAUCAGAGUUCAGGAGAAAGAGAAAGAGAACUGGAUUUAAACAGCUCUGAAAGGGGUGAAAGACAGUGUGAUUUAGAAUCUCAUACUGAUGGUGAUGGAUAUAGAUGCCAGAUAAACAGUGGUAUAGUGGAAGCUGCAGAAACUGGUGCUAGUAUUGAAUCAACAACACAGAAUGUUAACCACAGGCAUUGUACCAAUGGUUUUUCAGAUGUUAUUAGCAGUCCCCACAAUAUGGAUGUUGAUGACUCUGCUGGAGUUCAUUGGGAAUGCAAAGCUACAAUUGAAGAUAUUAACCGUAGGGUUGAACUUAAUCCUCAACAAAUUGUGAACCCUUGCAAAGAGAGUGAUUUAAGUGUCACAAAUGAGGGUGCAAAGGUUGGUUUAUUAUCUUUGUCUUUGUCGCCAUAGUUCUUUAACUCUUUUACUUCAUUGUUUGGCUUAGUCUUGCACAAGAUAGUUCAAUUUUAUGAGAUCCCCUCUUAGGGAAACAGAGUCAAGGCCUAAGAAGCGCGAUGACAUCAAUUUUAGCUCCCAUGUAAAAAUGUAGUUAAAAAAUUUAAAUCAAUAUAUACAUAAUAUAUGGUUAUAAUUUUAGAGUUCCUUUUUUAAAUUUUUUUUGAGGUGACCGGAAUCUGGAAAUUAGGCACGGAUCCGGCCGGAGUCAAACUACUUGGCCGAAUUUUAGGAAAUAUACACAUAAUAUAUGGUUAUUUUCUUA
Messenger RNA from Rubroshorea leprosula, 1677 nucleotides. Lineage: Eukaryota; Viridiplantae; Streptophyta; Magnoliopsida; Malvales; Dipterocarpaceae. The record is from the annotation of a GenBank genome assembly.